This is a messenger RNA of Ricinus communis (castor bean), 794 nucleotides long. Its product is annotated as calmodulin. The record is from RefSeq and is a predicted model, not a curated record. The coding region runs from base 151 to 597 and encodes 148 amino acids. Gene Ontology annotation, molecular function: enzyme regulator activity; calcium ion binding. The transcript is spliced from 4 exons. NCBI's taxonomy places the organism in Eukaryota, Viridiplantae, Streptophyta, Magnoliopsida, Malpighiales, Euphorbiaceae.
GCAAACCUUUUUAUCGUAUCAUUAGACUUUAGCCUCUCGAUCAAUAUACAUUACAGACACAUCCUCCUUUCUCUUUUAUUUUUCUUUCUCGUUGGUUCCAUAGCUAAACAUACAGAACACUACUCUUUCCACGUACCCAGGAAUUGCAGAAUGGCAGACGCACUUACAGAAGAUCAGAUCGCCGAGUUUCACGAGGCUUUUUGCUUGAUUGACAAGGAUUCAGAUGGUUUCAUUACGAUGGAAGAACUGGCGACUGUUAUCCAAUCAUUAGAUGGACACCCGACGAAAGAAGAAAUUCGAGACAUGAUAAGUGAAGUUGAUUUUGAUGGAAAUGGAACUAUUGAUUUUCAGGAGUUCUUGAACAUUAUGGGAAGGAAAAUGAAGGAAAAUGUUGUUGAGGAGCUGAAAGAAGCCUUCAAGGUAUUUGACAGAAACCAGGACGGAUUUAUAUCAGCAAAUGAGCUGAGGCAAGUGAUGAUAAAUCUGGGGGAGAGACUAACAGAGGAGGAGGCAGAACAGAUGAUCAGAGAGGCUGAUUUGGAUGGGGAUGGUCUGGUUAGUUAUGAGGAAUUCGCAAGGAUGAUGAUGGCUUUCUAAUCAUUUUCACUCGUUAUAUAUACAUGAUCAAUCACAUUCAAAGCCCGUGUUAUUUAUUUUCUUUCUUUUUCUUUUUUUGUUAUAUUCAAUUAAUAAUGACAGUGUUGUAGAGUAUAAAACCGAAAAAGGCCAAAGAAAAACUAUUAUGUUAUGAUCAUUAUUCAUGAAUAAUCAGAUAAUUAAAACCUUCAAUCUUA